Microcebus murinus (gray mouse lemur) is the source of this 951-nucleotide messenger RNA. RefSeq names its product olfactory receptor 52A5. Gene Ontology annotation, cellular component: plasma membrane. Lineage: Eukaryota; Metazoa; Chordata; Mammalia; Primates; Cheirogaleidae. Gene Ontology annotation, molecular function: G protein-coupled receptor activity; olfactory receptor activity. Gene Ontology annotation, biological process: G protein-coupled receptor signaling pathway. The record is from RefSeq and is a predicted model, not a curated record.
AUGCUCACAUUCAAUGGCUCAGUCUUCAUGCCCUCUGUCUUUACACUCAUUGGGAUUCCUGGCCUGGAGGCUGUGCAGUGUUGGAUUGGAAUUCCCUUCUGUGCCAUGUACCUCACCGCUGUGACUGGAAAUUCCUUGAUUUUGGUUAUAAUCAAAUCUGAAAACAGCCUCCAUAUACCCAUGUACAUUUUAUUGGCCAUGUUGGCAGCCACAGACAUGGCACUUAGCACUUCUAUUCUUCCCAAAAUGUUAGGCAUCUUCUGGUUUCAUUUGCAAGAGAUUUCUUUUGAUGCUUGCUUGCUGCAAAUGUGGCUUAUUCACUCCCUCCAGGCAAUUGAAUCUGGGAUCCUGCUGGCGAUGGCCCUGGAUCGCUAUGUGGCCAUCUGUGACCCCUUGAGACACGCCACCAUCUUUUCCCAACAACUCUUAACUUAUAUUGGAGUUGGGGUAAUAUUCAGGGCUGCCAUCCUUAUAGUACCUUGCUUGGUACUUAUCAAAUGUCGUCUUAAACUCUUCCUAUCUACAGUCGUCUUUCACUCUUACUGUGAGCACAUGGCCAUUGUGAAGCUGGCUGCUGAAGAUACCCGAGUCAACAAGAUACUUGGCCUAUUUGUUGCCUUUGCAAUCCUAGGGUUUGACAUAAUCUUUAUCACCUUGUCCUAUGUUCUGAUUUUUAUCACUGUCUUUCAACUGCCCCAGAAGGAGGCACGAUUCAAGGCCCUAAAUACCUGCAUUGCCCACAUUUGUGUUUUCCUACAGUUCUACCUCCUUGCCUUCUUUUCUUUCUUCACACACAGGUUUGGUUCUCACAUACCACCAUAUGUGCAUAUCCUCUUGUCAAACCUUUACCUGUUGGUCCCACCCUUUCUCAACCCUAUUGUUUAUGGAGUGAAGACCAAACAAAUUCGUGACCAGGUAGUGAAAAUGUUUUUCUCCAAAAAAGUAACUUGA